Messenger RNA from Haliotis rubra (blacklip abalone), 2200 nucleotides. Its product is annotated as organic cation transporter protein-like. NCBI's taxonomy places the organism in Eukaryota, Metazoa, Mollusca, Gastropoda, Lepetellida, Haliotidae. The transcript is spliced from 11 exons. Bases 62 to 1885 code for a protein of 607 amino acids. The record is from RefSeq and is a predicted model, not a curated record. Gene Ontology annotation, biological process: transmembrane transport. Gene Ontology annotation, cellular component: membrane. Gene Ontology annotation, molecular function: transmembrane transporter activity.
CAAAGCACGUUUCACCCAUGAAUAUUUUAAUGAUUUUUUUCUUACAUUUCAGUUUUGAAAAAUGAAGUUUGAUGAGAUAUUGAAAGAGGUGGGUGAGUUUGGCCCCUAUCAGCGCCGAGUAUAUUUCCUGGUCUGCCUAGCAUGUAUCACUUCCGCCUUCCAGACUAUGCUUCCGGUGUUUAUCCUGGAUAUGCCGGAAUACAGAUGCAAGAUAUUUUCUAUGCCAAACGACACCUACAGGAUACAAAGCCCAUAUCACGCCUCUCUGGUCAACCAGUCUAUACCCAUGGAAACCACUGACCAAUCAGAGAGCUAUGCCUCAUGCCGCCUGUAUGACGUCACGAACAGUUCUGCUACAUCGCACGGAAGUAACAAAUCACAGACAACUUGUCAUCGAUGGGUGUACGAUCAAUCGACUUUUACAUCUACAGUAAUAACCCAGUUUGACAUGGUGUGUGACCACGCCUCUUUCCGCUCCCAUCUGAACAUGGUUGGUUUCGGGGGAAUGUUGGCAGGGGCGGUCGUGUUCGGGAUCAUCACAGACAUUGUUGGACGCAAGCGGACUCUCCUGGCCAGUGGUGUCAUCCAGAUGGUGUUCGGCAUCGCACUAGCUUUCUCUCCAAACUUCAUCGUGUUCGCUGUGUUCCGAUUCUUCACGGGGAUAGCGGCCAUGUCUACAUUCAUGAUUGCCUUUGUUAUAGGACUUGAACUCGUUGGCCCCUCAAAACGAACCAUUGCAGGAAUUGCCAUAGAGUUCUUCUGGUGCUUUGGUCUCUUUGUGCUGGCGCUUGCGGCCUACUUCAUCAGAGAGUGGAAAUAUCUCCAGAUCGUGAUGACCAUCCCUUCGGUGUUCUUUAUAGUAUAUUGGUGGGUAAUACCGGAAUCUCCAAGAUGGCUGCUGUCACGUGGUCGGGUGGAUGAAGCUGAACAAAUUAUAAACAAAUUAGCUCGCGUCAAUGGCCGAUCUCUGCCGAAGGACGUCAUGAAACGUGUGAUGCUGGAGGACGGUCCCGAGAUGAAAAUUUGGCACAUGUUCACCACGCCCGUCCUCAUCAUCAGGGGAAUAGUAAUAUUUUAUCAAUGGUUUGCUAUCAACAUCAUCUACUACGGCCUCAGUCUGAACGUCAGCAACCUCAGCGGAGACGUCUUCUUCAACUUCACCAUCUCCUCCGCUGUAGAGACAGCUGUCCUUCCACACGCCAUGCCAUUACUUCCAGCUGUCCUUCCACACGCCAUGCUAUUGUUUGCUAUCAACAUCAUCUACUACGGCCUCAGUCUGAACGUCAGCAACCUCAGCGGAGACGUCUUCUUCAACUUCACCAUCUCCUCCGCUGUAGAGACAGCUGCUUAUGUCAUGUGCAUUGUUAUCCUGGAGAAGACGGGCAGAAAGAAACUAUACUGUGCAAGCAUGCUUCUUGGUGGAGUGGCAUGCAUUGCAACAGUGUUCCCAGUUAUCUAUGGUGACAAGUCACACACGUGGAUCACGGUUACCCUGGCUAUGGUCGGCAAGUUUGGGGCGUCGGCGGCUUUCGCGGUGGUGUAUGUCUUCUCCGCUGAGAUCUUCCCGACGGUGGUGCGUCAGUCUGGCAUAGGGGCGUGUUCUGUAUUUGAAGGCGUUGGUGGCAUGGUGGCUCCAUAUAUAUCAGAUCUGGGCGUCAUGGUUGGAGGAAACUUAGCGGAAGCUCUGCCACUCAUCGUGUUCGGGGUUAUCACUGUUUCCGCCGGACUGUUGUCGUUACUGCUUCCGGAAACAAAGAACAAGAAGCUUCCAGAAACCAUUGAAGAUGCUAUAUUGUUCGGAAGGGAAAAUAAGUCAAACAAGUAUACGUACGAUCCAAUAGUAUCUAAAAACACAAAGGAAAUGGUGGACGAUUCCAUUCUAUAGUGUUUACUACCUCUGAAAUGACUGAGACGUCAUCGGUUGCACCCUCUGUACCAGCGGACAUGCCAAGAACGGGAUGCGCCCAUAUCAGGAAGAACAGAGCAUUUUCAUUGAUAUACAUGUUCAACCAUUUCACAUGUUACAGAUCUUCCUCCAUACUACACCCACUUUCAUAUAGCUCAUGAGACUAGCUGAUGGUUAUGCAGAUAGAUUCCCAUUUAACAAUAUGUGUAUAUAGGGAAACAGUAUAUAUUUCAACAACUAAUAACUCACCUACCAUGAGAUUUCAUAUGCGAUUAAAUACAAUCAUCAAACCUC